This is a messenger RNA of Castor canadensis (American beaver), 1932 nucleotides long. It is a transcript of the gene Actg1, whose product is annotated as actin gamma 1. NCBI's taxonomy places the organism in Eukaryota, Metazoa, Chordata, Mammalia, Rodentia, Castoridae. The record is from RefSeq and is a predicted model, not a curated record.
CUCCCUCUUAAAAAGCGGCGGGGGAGGCCACAGUCGGUCUCACUCGCCUCUGCCAAGCUGCGCUGCGUGUGCUCUUACUGCUGCGCUGCCCCGUUCUCCGCCGAUCGCCAUGGAAGAGGAAAUUGCUGCGCUCGUCAUUGACAAUGGCUCCGGUAUGUGCAAAGCUGGCUUUGCGGGCGACGACGCUCCCAGGGCCGUGUUCCCCUCCAUUGUCGGGCGUCCCCGGCACCAGGGCGUGAUGGUGGGCAUGGGCCAGAAGGACUCCUAUGUGGGUGACGAGGCCCAGAGCAAGCGUGGCAUCCUGACUCUGAAGUACCCCAUCGAGCAUGGCAUCGUCACCAACUGGGAUGACAUGGAGAAGAUCUGGCACCACACCUUCUACAACGAGCUGCGCGUGGCCCCCGAGGAGCACCCCGUGCUGCUGACUGAGGCCCCCCUGAACCCCAAGGCCAACAGAGAGAAGAUGACGCAGAUUAUGUUUGAGACUUUCAACACCCCAGCCAUGUACGUGGCCAUCCAGGCCGUGCUGUCUCUGUACGCCUCUGGGCGCACCACUGGCAUCGUCAUGGACUCUGGCGACGGGGUCACACACACGGUGCCCAUCUAUGAGGGCUAUGCCCUCCCCCAUGCCAUCUUGCGUCUGGACCUGGCUGGCCGGGACCUGACAGACUACCUCAUGAAGAUCCUGACUGAGCGCGGCUACAGCUUCACCACCACUGCUGAGCGGGAGAUCGUGCGCGACAUCAAGGAGAAGUUGUGCUAUGUCGCCCUGGACUUCGAGCAGGAGAUGGCCACUGCUGCGUCAUCUUCGUCCUUGGAGAAGAGCUAUGAGCUGCCUGACGGGCAGGUGAUCACCAUCGGCAAUGAGCGGUUCCGGUGUCCAGAGGCGCUCUUCCAGCCCUCUUUCCUGGGUAUGGAAUCCUGUGGCAUUCAUGAGACCACCUUCAACUCCAUCAUGAAGUGUGACGUGGACAUCCGCAAGGACCUGUACGCCAACACAGUGCUGUCUGGAGGCACCACCAUGUACCCAGGCAUUGCCGACAGGAUGCAGAAGGAGAUCACCGCCCUGGCCCCCAGCACAAUGAAGAUCAAGAUCAUCGCUCCCCCUGAGCGCAAGUACUCUGUGUGGAUUGGCGGCUCCAUCCUGGCUUCCUUGUCCACCUUCCAGCAGAUGUGGAUCAGCAAGCAGGAGUACGAUGAGUCAGGCCCCUCCAUCGUCCACCGCAAAUGCUUCUAGAUGGACUGAGCAGGUGCUAGGCACCUGCUGCAUGAGCUGAUUCUGAAGUAUCAAUUUGCCCUGGCAAAUGUAUACACCUCAUGCUAGCCUCACGACUGGAAUAAGCCUUUGAAAAGAAAUUUGUCCUUGAAGCUUGUAUCUGAUAUCAGCACUGGAUCGUAGAACUUGUUGCUGAUUUUGACCUUGUACUCAAGUUACUGUUCCCUUGGUAUAUGUUUAAUACCCUGUGCAUAUCUUUGAUUUCAGCCCUUAGUCCAUGUGGCUCGGUCACUUGGUGGCUGAGGCAAAAGCAGGCUAUGGAGGAGAAAUCCCCAGUCUGGAUCUGCGUGAGCACGGUGCAGUGAUCUGGGCAGGGUAUUAUUAACGCGUCAGAGCUGACUGUUCGAGGAUUUCUAAGGCUGGCAAGAGUUCCCUGUCUUGCCAGUCUCAAAAGGGUGGGAAAGUCCGAGCCUUAGGACCCGAUUUCCGUUCUUAAUGGUGUUUUUCCCUCCUGAACGCCAUGGGUUGUUAUUGCCUUGAGUUGGAAACGGUUUGCAUUUACACCUGUAAAUUUAUUCAUCCUUUUAAUUUAUGUAAGGUUUUUUUGUACUCAAUUCUUUUACGAGAUGACAACAAAUUUUGGUUUUCUACUGUUACAUGAGAACAUGAGGCCCCAGCCACACGUCAUUGUGUAAGGAGAAUAAAGUGCUGCAGUA